AUGCGGCAUCAUUUCUUUCCUCUUGCUUCAGUGCCAACCGCAGCAGCAGCAGAACAGAAUGGAGAAGAGAAGGAGGGGGAGGAGGAGGAGGAGCUGACUCACAAUGCAAACACAGGGGCCAAGUACUACACCAUGGAGGAGAUGGGGCCACACUCGACUGUGGGCUCCCUGUGGAUAGUGGUGGAUAAUCUAGUGUAUGACAUCACCAACUUCACCCUCGAACACCCCGGCGGAAAGGAGAUCCUGUUCGAGCAGGGCGGCCAGGACGCCUCCACCCCCUUCGAAGACGUCGGACACUCCAGCGACGCCAGGGAGAUGAUGCGACAGUACCUCAUAGGAGAAAAGCACCCCCAGGAACAGAAGAGGAAGAAGAAGCAGAAGGGCGGCUCAAAUCGGGGAUCCUCGGGUUCUGGGAGCAGCGCCGGCGACUCAUCUGAACGCUCCUGGCUCAACCAGUUGUUUGUUGGCGUGGGGUUGGCGUUGGUGGGCGUGGCAGCAUACACAACAUUGUAUUGA
Messenger RNA from Symsagittifera roscoffensis, 516 nucleotides. Its product is annotated as cytochrome b5-like. The record is from RefSeq and is a predicted model, not a curated record. The transcript has a single exon. Gene Ontology annotation, molecular function: heme binding. The coding region runs from base 1 to 516 and encodes 171 amino acids. Gene Ontology annotation, cellular component: membrane; intracellular membrane-bounded organelle. Lineage: Eukaryota; Metazoa; Xenacoelomorpha; Acoela; Convolutidae.